AGUUUUAAUAUUUAGUAAACGACGACUUAAAUGUGUACACCAGAAAUGAUCUCGCUUUUACAAUACUUCUGUCCUGUCACUAAGGCGUAUUAUACUAUUGCGAGAGAUUUAUCUUCAUAUCUUUUAUACAAAGUUGAGAUUGAUUAAUAUUUUUAGGAAAGUGUCACGAUUCAAACAGAAGUUAAAAUUCUAUAAAAUAAUAAAUAGACAGAAAAGCCGUAAUAAUAAGCAGUUUUCAGGUUUAAGCAUGCUCCUUGAACAAAUAGUCAAAAUUUGUUUUUGUACCUAUUCGAUUUUCAAUGUAAAAUAAAAACAUGGUGUGUGCUUACAUGUACAUAUAGCGACUACGUAAUGGUUUAUUUUCCUAACUGGGGAAAUAUUUAUCAAUGUAGGAUGUUCUUAAGCUUUCUGUUUUGAUAUUUUUUACGUAUCAUCUUUGUCUUCCUUUAAAUAUAUUACUUAAUGUACGGCUAUAUUAUAUCAAAGUCUCUGUAUGAUAUCAUUUGCUCAUAUACGUAAUACUGAUUUUCUCCCUGACGUCGGAACAUAUUACUUAAUGUUAGAUUAUUCUUACGUUUCUGGUUUGAUAGGAUAUACAAUAUAUAUUUAUAAUGGUUGUUGAUAUAAGUAUUACAGUGAAAGCGUAAUCUGACAAUUAGCGGAAGUUCUGAUGUGAUAUCUGGCAAAAAUACCUCGAUGUCCUGUACAAGUACAGCCAGUCGUCCCGUGCCGAGUGUAGCGUGGUCGAUGAUUGAUUCUUCGGAUGUUUCGUCGAGUUUGUCCCGUAAAGGAGGAGUCAGUUGGACAGCCAGACAACAAUGGCUUAGUGGCCGUGACCUCUACUGUAUACUUCGUUCCUACGAUAGCGGACAAUAGGAAAACAAUCAGAUGUAUAUCAGCCCAGUCGGGAUUAACGCAUUCCCAUACAUCCUCCAACAUGAUAACAGUCCACGGUCCACCAACAGUAUUUGCUGCAUAUAACGCUACUGCCAAAAAUGGAACAACUGUAAAUUUUACAUGCUCUGUGACAUCAUCACUGGCAUCAUAUAAUGUCACGUGGUACAAACGCGUCAGUGAUACAGAUGGAACUGCAAUUCCUGUACAGAUCAACGAGAGAUAUGCUGUAGAUUUGAGCCCACAUCGAUUGUGGAUAUACAACAUCAACGUGAAUGACAACGGUGUAUACUAUUGUAUCGCACAGUCUGCCGCCGGGACUUCCGCACGAUCUGAAGUAUCUCUAAUAGUCAACAUUCCGCCGUCAGUACCCUGGUUUGAGAACAACGUGACUGCAAGGACUGUUAAUGAAAAUGAGGGAAGCAUCACAGCGAAGUGCAUGACGACGGUCUAUCCUGGCAACACGGCAUCCUAUAGAUGGGAUUUUAUUCCGGCUGACGGAUCAAACCCGGUUGAAGUUGAUAGCGCUUAUGUCAAUAAUAAUGAACUUACCAUUCCGUCGGCUAGCAGGGCACAGUCGGGAACAUACGUCUGUGUAGCCUUCAAUAGCUUCGGCAGCGUGUAUAGGAACUUCACAGUAAACGUACAAUAUCGGCCCGAGUUGGAUCAAAAUAAUGUUCAGACAUCUUAUCCUGACGCCACCGUAGAGGAACUCAUUGUAUUAUCAUGCAACGUCAUCGCAAAUCCAGAAGCAACAAGCUACAUCUGGAGGCACCAGAAUGAACAAGUCGGCACGGGUAAAGAUUACGAAGUAAAUGUAAAGUCAGGCGAAAACACGUACACUUGUAUAGCAACAAAUGGUGUUGGACCUUCGGAAGGACUCGUUUUCACGGUUGUAGCUCCACAGGCAAACAGUGCACCCGCUGCAGGCGCUUCUACCGCAGACGAAGGGCUUUCAGACGGUGUCAUCGCAGCCAUUGUCCUCGGAGUUAUUUUCAUCCUCCUGAUCCUCAUCAUAUGUUGUGUUGGGUGCAAAUAUUACAAAGACAAAACGACAGACGAAAAGGUAAAGCGUACCGUCAAGAAGACGAAACCCAAACACAAACCUAGUUCUGUGGCUCCUGACGCUGAUGACAAGCGAUCAACCCUCUACCCGAGGGCGAAGGAUCCAGCUCUUCUGUUUGGACCAUCCCGUCAUCCAUACCAAGACCAGCGUCACUAUCCAAGGGAUAUUGCCUACAUUGAACGCGACUAUAGUCAAAGAGGCGUUUAUGAAAAUCAUCACGACACGUACUACGUACCAGCACCCGGUAGCGAAUUGGAUGAUAUGUCUAUGUAUCGGGAGACUGGUUUCCGGUCCAAUCGUCGAAAGCUUCCUAAUGUACUACCACCGCUCGCGACUGGUUAUACCGGGGAGGCCAAACGGAGGAAAGAGCGACGGAAGAAAAGUAAGAAGAAGAGACAGCAAGAACGACAGUCUGGCGAAGGAAUGGAGAACCCUGGGAAAUCUAAAGACAAUUCGCCUCAAAUAAACCUGGACGACAACCAACCGGAAAAGGAUGCGGCUACUGAUACAAAUGUCCUCCUUGGAGACCAGUUCAAAAACUGAAUGAUUUUAUUGACAAAUUGAUUAAGUCUGAUAUGAAAGUAUAAGUCGAUGUAUGUUCAGAGAGAGAAUCCAUUCCAAGACAUAUCAAUGUAUACUUAAUAUGAUUAGAUACCCGUCUUUUAUUGGUGUUGAGGAUAUCCGAGGCAAGGAAAUAAUUUGGGGGAAAUGUUUAAGAGAGUAUCUGCGUAGGAGAAAUAUUAUUUUUAUUUCUAGUUUAUUUCGUGAUAAUAGAAUAUAACUUCUAUAAUUCUACAUAUAAAAGAAGGCUAUCUCUUAUAUCAAAUUUUCAAAUAUGCAAAAGAAAUGAUAAAGGCCACGCCAAAUUAAUUGAAUGUUUGUUUUCGUUUAUUUCUCUCUCAAAGUGCAAAGUUAUAACUUUGGAACUUACUACGCAAUUGUUUAUUUUAUAUCGCGUAGCUUAUGUGUCAUACUUGUCCCGUUCAGAGGAUCAUCGAGAGGACGAAAUUUCGCGGAACAUUCCUUGGCAACAUUUAUCAAUGAACGGGUAAUACCCAUGAACAUUUGACUAUAUGAAUGUAUCUUCGAAAAGAAUUUGAUUACGAUUAUGAUUAUCAAUAUAUCUAAAUAUAAAUUUGUUAAAAUUUACUGAAUGUUAAAUUGUGCCCUAUCUUCCUAAGGUUUUAUAAGUAAUAGUAUGCUGCAAACGUGGAAAUUUACGCGAGGGGGAUUUUACGCUUAUUAGUCUUUGUGAUCGAGUAUUCUUUUGAUCUCAAUUUUGAAAUUUAAUCUGAAACUACAAACGAAGUUGGGUCGAUAGCGAAAAUUUCCGCCACGCGUAUAAUUUACAUAAAAAAUCAACCCCCGCGAAAAUAACCCCGUUUACAGUAUAGUAUAUACUAUAAAUAUAACGAUGAACUGAUACAUUUUAUGAGGGUGGUGCGGCGCAAUGUGUGGUAAAGUUUUUAUAUCAACCUGUGUAUCAAAAUGUGUUUUUAAAAUGUUUUCUCGCAAUGUGAGGUUGUGACGACAUAUAUUUUUGUGAUAUGGAUACCGAAAUAAGUAUUGAAUUUAUUGGAAUUUCACAAUGUAUUUGAAUUGUAUAAUAUAUUAUUUAUAACAAUGGUGAAAUAUCAUGUUUGCAAUUAAUAUGACGUAUGUAAACGAUAAGUAUAUAUUAUUCAGUCAAACGCUUUCUUCCUUUCAAACAAUAAUGUGCAAACAUUUUGGCAUUAUUCUGAAUCUCGUAUCGUGAUAAUCAGUCUGUUUGAAAUGUUAUUUUUAUUGAUAUUCUGAUAAAGUAGACUUUAAUAUAAAAUCAAAAUAACUAAAUUAAUAGGUCUAAAACCAUCCUUUAUAACCUUGAUAUUUGACUGACAAUAGAAAAUAUUUUUUGUUAUUAUAGGGAGGGUUAGGGUUCAGUCAAUAAUGUCUUCUCGUUUUUAUUCAGGAUACUCGAAUGGACUUAAUGCUAUUCGGCUCUAAAAAGAAAUACAUACAUUUCUUCUUCUUUUCAUCCGAUAUUCACAAAUCAUUACCAUCAUGUUAAGUUAUAUACAUUUUAUCUAAUAUUUUAUAUAUCAUCAACAAUUACAAAUAAAAUGUAUCUAUAUAAUAUUGUACAUAUCAAUGUAGAAUGGUUUGAUGUAUAUAUGAGUGUAGACAUGUAUGUGUUUAGUGUAUAUAUAAGUAUACCAUUUGCCAUUUAAGCAGUACUUGCCUGAUAGCGUGCCAUUUACAUCAAUUAACCACACAGUAUUAUUUUGUACGUCCAGUAUUUUGAUCUGUUAACUUAUUUCUGAUCAAAACAAAAGUAAAUUCAGCUUCACAACAUAAAAGACACGAGAACAUUUACUUACAGACGCUACAUCGCCGACGUAUAUACGUAUAUAGUGUCGCCCACCAAAACUCAUAAAAUGGCAUUAAACAAAUUACAUUAAAAAGGUGAUAAAUUAGCGUCCUGAUAAUGUUGAUCCCUUAAAGACCAAAAGAUAUAUACACAACAUAGAGGUUAAGGAGGGCAGAAUUUCACCGAAAAAUAACUAAUUAUUUUUAGGUUUUAAAUCGAAAAGUUAAAAUAUCUUGAAAGCUGGAAAUACGAUGACAUUUUUGAAACAUUUAAAAAUACAGCGUAUUCUUGUUUUCGGUCGAACAUUGUUUCUAUUUGUUGAUUAUGUAGCAUCUUAAAAUGCCAUUGUAAUAUAUUUUCAGAUUAAAAAAACAUAUCACAAGUAAUUCAAAAGAAAAUGAUAAUGGUCGGUAUAAAAAUUAUUUAACAAAUUCAAAGCAAUAUGUCAAUUGAUUGAUAAACAAAAAUAGGAAAAGUAGGAUUUAUCAACGCUUUCUAAGGUAUCUUUACAGAAGGAUUUAAAAAGAAGUAUAUAAUAGAUUAUUAAAAUGCUGCAAUUAACUUAUUUAUGUGUAUAUUUUCAUUAGGGAUAGAAGAAGUAAAGGUAUUCAGCUGCUUCCACUUGUAUAUACAGUACGGAAUAGAAUGUGUUUGAAAGAGGCGAUAUUCCAUAUCAUGAUUUGUGUAAUAGAUUAACAUUUCCUCAGAGUGUAUUACUAAUAUAUGAAUAAAGGUAAAAGGCCAAACAAA
Molecule: messenger RNA, 5060 nt
Organism: Pecten maximus
Lineage: Eukaryota; Metazoa; Mollusca; Bivalvia; Pectinida; Pectinidae
Product: hemicentin-1-like
Exons: 9
Coding region: 764-2503 (579 amino acids)
Source: RefSeq, a predicted model, not a curated record